AGCUCCAAGGAGAGAGACGGACUUUACUCGAGCAGAAAGCUCCGCCAAGAGUUCGGGUCGUGUCUCCAAACACCAGUGGCUCCUCGGGGGGCACAGAGCUGCCGCCGGGACGGUGGGGAUGGCAGGAAUGGCUCGGCCCAGGAAGAAAACCUCCGCUGGGCGUUGGGAGUAAAAGCUCCGAGGGCUGGGCUGGGAGGAGAGAUCACUAACUAGAUACCAGGAGCCAGGAGCGAGGAGAGCAGGGACACCCCGGACACAGCUGCCCGGACCCCGGACACAGCUCCCCGGACCCCGGGGGGAGGAGGGACCAGGAGAUGGCGAGAAGGAGGCUGGAUCUGCUGGAGGUCUGCUGUCUGCUGCUGCUGAUGAUGAUGAGUGGAACCUCCUGCUGCAGAGACUCCCAGCAGACCAAGGACCUCUCCUCGCACCAGCUGACCGUCCCUCGGCCUUUAGGAGGCAGGCUGAGGAGAGAUGCAGACAGAAGGCCGCCUAGCCAGGUGUCUUACAUCCUCAGCUUGGCGGGGAAGGAUCACGUCCUCCAUCUGCAGAGAAACCAGCUGCUGCUGCCUGCAGACUUCUCCGUCUUCACCUACAGUCAGAAUGGAUCCAGGAUCACAUCCAGACCGCCUGUGCAGAACCACUGCCAGUACCAGGGCUUCGUCCAAGGCGUGGAGGGCUCGUCUGUGGCCAUGAGCAUCUGCGGCGGCCUCAGAGGAGUGGUGCAUCUCGCUGACGACAGCUACGGGAUCGAACCGUUAGACUCCGCCCCCGACCAGCACCUGGUGUACCGCCUGCAGGAUGUGACAUCACAGCCCCUCGGCUGUGAAACCCCUCACCACGAGCAUGAGCACACAGAGGCCACGGAGCAUGCUCAGUACAGACCUGAGGAGAGCCUGUACCGACAGCACAGCAGGGUGAAGCGGGCCGUGCUCCAUAAGACCCACUACGUGGAGCUGCUGCUGGUGGUGGACUACGACAGAUACAUCUACAUGAACAGGAAUGCCACGGCGGUGAGGGAGGAGAUGGUUCUUCUGGCCAACCUGAUAGACGGUAUCUACGUGCAGCUGAACAUUCGGGUGGUCCUGGUCGGUCUGGAGAUCUGGACCCAGCAGAACCUGAUCAGCACCGAGGGAGGAGCUGGAGAAGUGCUGAGUCGCUUCACUCAGUGGAGGGAGAAGAGCCUGGUCCCCCGCCGCCGCCACGACUCGGCACAGCUCAUCCUGAAGAAGAGCUUCGGGUCGACGGCAGGAAUGGCCUAUGUGUCCACCGUCUGCUCCAGGAGCCACGGAGGAGGGAUCAACGCGUUCUCCAACAACAGGGUCAACUCGUUUGCCUCCAUUGUGGCUCACGAGCUGGGUCACAACCUGGGGAUGAACCACGACGACGGACGCCAGUGCAGCUGCCCCGGCUCGGCCUGCAUCAUGAACUCCGGAGCCACAGGCUCCAAAAACUUCAGCAGCUGCAGCGCCGACGACUUCGAGAAGAUGCUGCUGGUGGGAGGCUCGUGUCUCCUGAACGUGCCCCGGCCCGACGAGGCCUACAGCGCCCCCUACUGCGGGAACGGCCUGGUGGACGUCGGCGAGGAGUGCGACUGUGGAUCGGAGAAGGAGUGUGAACAGGACCCGUGCUGUGAGUACCGGACCUGCAAGCUGAAGUCUGGAGCUCAGUGUGCGAGCGGAGAGUGCUGCUACAACUGUCAGUACCUGCCGGGAGGAACGGUGUGCCGCUCCAGCAGCGACGAGUGCGAUCUACCAGAGUACUGUAACGGCUCCUCGUCCUUCUGCCAGAGCGACGUCUUCGUCCAGAACGGGCAGCCGUGCAGGAACCAGCAGGCCUUCUGCUACAACGGGAAGUGCCAGCACCGCGACGGCCAGUGCCAGGCCCUGUUCGGAUCCAAGGCCAAGGCGGCUCCUCUCAACUGCUUCUUAGACGUCAACAGCAAAGGAGAUCGCUUCGGUAACUGUGGCUACGCCAACCACAACUACAGGAAGUGUGAGAGCAGAAACGCUCUCUGCGGGAAGCUGCAGUGCUCCAACAUCCAGUCGGUGACGGUCUUCGGCAUCGAGCCGUCCAUCAUCAUCUCGCCGAUCAGCGGAGACAAAUGCUACGCCGUGGACUUCAACCUGGGCUCAGACGUCCCAGACCCCGGCAUGGUGAACGAGGGGACCAAGUGUGGGGAUGACAAGGUGUGCAUGAACUUCGAAUGUCGCAGCAGUGACGUCCUGAACUACGACUGCAAGGCUGAGAGUUGCCACGGACACGGGGUCUGCAACAACAACAGGAACUGUCACUGUGACUACGGAUGGGCCCCGCCUUUCUGCGAGCUGUCGGGUUACGGAGGCAGCACGGACAGCGGGCCCACCUGGAAUGAUAAGGACACGUCUCUCCGGGACGGCCUGCUCGUCUUCUUCUUCUUCAUUCUUCCUCUGCUGGCUCUGGGCACGUUCGUGUUCCUGCGCAGGAACGAGCUGCUGCGGCGGCUCGGGCUGAGCCGCAGGAAGAGGUCGCAGGGAUACCAGGCGGAUGGGGCGGCUUCAUCCAAUCCCAGCCGCGGACCGCCCCCCCGAGCGCAGCCGCCGGCCGUUACCCGGGACAACGCCAAUGGCAUCGUUAGAGACGGGGAGGCCGACGACGACACCGCUGACGACGACGUUCUCCCGCAUCACGCUCAGCUGCUGCCUCCACCCAAGGUGGUGGAGACCAACAGGACAGCGUCCUCCUACGCCCCGCGGCCGCCUCCCCCUCCUCUAAAACCCAAACCGUCUCCUGCGUCGCAGCCUCUGGUGCCUCUACGACCCGCCCCCCCGCCACCACUUUAAACACCCGGGGGAGGGGGUUCAGACUGCACCUGGAUCACACCCCCAUCAUCUUCCUCCUCCACCUGGGAGGCUGCCCCAUGACAGCUGGUUACCUAGCAACAGCCGCGAUGGAUUUGGAGGCCGUGGACCGGACCGGCACAUCUGACUCUGGUCAGACUGGACUCAACUGAAGCCGCCGCUCCGGAGACUAAAGUCAGCUCUGUCAGGUUCUGUUACCCAGCCAGCCCGUCAGGUCUCAGAACCGCCGCCCUUUUACCCAAUUAUCCUCCACAAUUCACCUGCAGAUGAACUUUAAUGGACCGUUUCCUCGGUAACGCUGCUCUUAACCGUACAAGGAGGGCUGAUUCAUGAAACAAGAGCUAGAUAAACUACAGAUACAGAGAAGGGACUAGUCCGUCCCUUUCUUGCUCUACUGUGUACUUUUAGUUUGAAACUAACAUUAUGUGAUUAACGUGUUAUAAAUCUCAUGCUGGCCCUUGUUGCAGCCUUAAGUCCGUUUUAGCUCCCGUCUCUUUAAGAUCCGCCCACAAAAAAGCCACUUUCUUCUGGUUGGUCGGUUUCUGGAAGCCUCUUCUGUAGCCAUUGCCCCGUGGGUCAGAGCUCCUCUGUGGCAGGAAACGUGCAACUCAAGGAGAACAGACGUUUCUGAGCAGAAGACAAUCAUCUCCAUCAGCCGGUGUGAAGUAAUCAAGCGGCACUUUUCCACUAGACCGAGUGGAGGCGAGUCGGGCUGAGUCGGUACUAGUGGAAAAGUGCCAAAGGUGGUGUGUGGUCAGCAGGUAGUGCUGUCGUACGACUGUACGUCCUGCUUUAUUUCCACUCUUGGUGGCAGUUCCAGUGUGGUCCAACACUGUAGUUAAUACGUGGUGGGUUCAGACCGUCAGAUAGCAGUGCAUGUGACUUUAUUCACCAGCCGACGGCCAGUAUAACGUGCAAAGAAAGCAAAGCGUGCACAGCCGAGAGAGAGAGCACCACGGAGCAAGCACUUUAGUUUAAACGCAAAGGCUUUGCAGUAUGAUAAUGUGGUUCGCUGUAACUGCAUCUCCACAAAUACAGUACACACAAGCACUCACGCAACCUUUUGGUCUUAAAGUAACGGAAACUAAACACACGCACACGCAAAGCCCUGGCAAACGAGUGUAACUACACACACACCAUCAGCAUCUGCUGCAUCAGCAGCUGAUAGCCGUGACGCUAGUGGACUAAGAGCAGCCGGUCAAUACAAUUCAAUUUAUUUGUAUAGCGUCAAAUCACAACAAAGGUCAUCUCAUGACUUAACAGAGAUAAAAGUGAUCAGAUGUAACACAUCAUGAAAUAAUGUAUAAAAACAUCAGCAUCGGAGAAACAGAAGAACAGCUAAACAUCCAAAAACACAGUAACAUCAGGCUAGCUGACUCUAAGCAUAGGAUUUUUCAUAAAGGAAGGUUUUAAGCCGACUCUUAAAGGCAGAGAGUGUGUCCGCCUCUCGGACCAAGACUGGAAGAUUAUUCCAGAGGUUCGGGAACUGAAAUGUGAAGGUUCUGGAGAUUGUAGGAAUCCCAAGUAAUAUUGCAUUCUGUGAGCAUCUACUGUACAGAACUCAGAAGCCCUGAGAUUUGUCUCGGGGUGAAACCCACUCGACUCUUGGCUCUUUUCAGCAGGACCCGUCGUCCUCCACCACCAGCCAAACACCACAUUUUAAUUAAGACACAAAAUCAGGAUUCUCCAGGUAGACGUGGGAAUAUUCUCUGGAGCACAGCAACGCUCCGAAACGUUCCACUUUCCUGUUUGUUCUGAUCUAUCUCCAGCGUUACAAGUGACUUCCAUCUUGCAUUUAACCGUAGACUAAACAAAGUUUUAUCAGAGCCCAUUUAUAGAGUUAAAAAGAGACAAGGUUGCGAUGCCUCAACGUGCAUAGCUUGUGGACACUUAGCGAGACUCCAGGACCUUUAUUAUGUAAAACAGGGCAGUUCCGUUCUUAGCUCAUGAUCUCCAGGCAGUGCAUGUUCCUGCAGGGGUUUCCACCAAUCAGAGGAUGCUUGAAAACCCGCCCACUAACCCAUGGACGCCACUAAGACGCCGAUUCUUGGCUAUUUUUCCAGACGUGUCCCUCCUUGUAGUCGUCAGCCUUUGUCAGUCUGACAUAAUUACAGGGUGUUGAAGAGACGGGAGUUAAAUAUACAGUUUAAUACAGUUUAAUAAUGGCUGUGAUUGGCUGGUGAGCAGUGAGGGGCGGGGCUUGCACAUGCCCAGCUCUUGUAUCAGAAGCACCGGUGCUGCCUGUUGCACUCCCCACAUCUCCACACAAGCACUGUCAUAGGAAUGUAACGCAGCGCCGUGGGCCGGGCGUCUGGUCUGCAGCGCCCGGCCGGCCCGGACCGCGUUGUCUUCUUCCAGGAAUUGUAAAACUGAAGUAUGCAACAGCAUCGUAGGAUGUGGACGUGUCGUCCAGGUUCUCCUUCGGGGGAAGUGUCUCCUGCACACGUCAGCACUGCUGCAUCUCUCUGCAAACGAUUUCACUGAUCAACCUCCCAGCAAGAACCCGUAGUCCCACCAGGGAUCACGUACCCGCCCGGGAAACCCCGCGUUUCCCCGGUGACCUGCACUGCAACCAACGAACCUGGAUCUGCACUGUGUUGUGUUAAUGCUGUUUUAAAUCUGCUCUUUUGGAUGUUUUUGCACACAGUCGGCGUCAACACGGGCACUCCACUUUUAGGGCUAACUUUGUGCCAUUUGGAUGGUUUUCAUGCCAAAACCAUAACCGGUGUUUGGUCCCGAGGACGCUUCAGAGAAGAACUUGGAUCUGGGAGCGGCUGAGGCAUCAGGUCGUGUCCUCUCACGCUGAUAUCUGAUAAAACCAGGACCGGUAACGAGCCUCAUGCUGACACUCAAACCAACACUUACUGUACGAGUGUGAUCCGGCACAAAUCUGUGUUUAGAAUGUCUUACCAUUCUGCAUGUUUGUUUUUUUGGCUUUUUCAGCAAGUUUAUUGAGUUACCCUUUUUUUCCU
This is a messenger RNA of Cololabis saira (Pacific saury), 5809 nucleotides long. It is a transcript of the gene adam9a, whose product is annotated as ADAM metallopeptidase domain 9. Bases 315 to 2819 code for a protein of 834 amino acids. Lineage: Eukaryota; Metazoa; Chordata; Actinopteri; Beloniformes; Belonidae. Gene Ontology annotation, cellular component: plasma membrane. The record is from RefSeq and is a predicted model, not a curated record. The transcript has 26 exons. Gene Ontology annotation, biological process: proteolysis. Gene Ontology annotation, molecular function: metalloendopeptidase activity.